This is a messenger RNA of Carassius auratus (goldfish), 2128 nucleotides long. Its product is annotated as pro-neuregulin-3, membrane-bound isoform-like. The transcript is spliced from 2 exons. Gene Ontology annotation, molecular function: chemorepellent activity. The record is from RefSeq and is a predicted model, not a curated record. Bases 1142 to 2128 code for a protein of 328 amino acids. Lineage: Eukaryota; Metazoa; Chordata; Actinopteri; Cypriniformes; Cyprinidae. Gene Ontology annotation, biological process: animal organ development; intracellular signal transduction; nervous system development.
CUCUCUCUCUCUCUCUCAUGUUUUCGCUCUUUCUCCAUCUCCCUCUGCUUGCUUCUCUCACACUCUGUGUGCCUGUGUUUCUGCCAAGGUCUGAGUCUUUCAGUGUGGGAAUGUAGCAAGCUCAGAGACAGGACUGCCUUUGAAUUCUGGUGCAAUGAUGGAUGCAGGGCAGAGGCUCGGAUGUACACUCACAGAACGGGAGAAAUAAGGGCUUGGGAUUGGGAAAAGAUCUGAUGGAUUUAACCCUCGCAGCCGUCUCUGCCUGAUCACAGUACAUGAUUCUCCCCAGCUCUGCUGUUCUCUCCUGUGGGGUGGAUUACCGGCUGCUCAUGUCCACUGAUGCACCGCUGUAGAGACUAGAGGGAAGAUACAAGCUGCGUAGCCAGAGACGAAGUGCCGUGUCGGGGGAGAGAAAGAGAGACGCAGAGCUGUCCCUUGAGUGGAGCUGUGCUUCUGCCGCUACCUGAGUUUCUCCACACACACACACACACACACAUAUAUAUACACACACACUCACACACACAUACAGAGGCAGGGCUGCGCCAGCCGCGACGAACGAUGCGUUAAUGCAGCUGUGAGAGAAGAUCUGCAGCAGGGAGCUGCCCUCGCUCAAACACUCAUGGAUUUAUAAGGAAAAUUUGACUCUGGGCAGAACAUCGACGGAUCUGCAAAACUAAAUUUUUGUUCUAUUUUUCAUCUCUAUAUAUGGAGUGUCUUGGGAAUUACCUUCGGUUCUAUGGAAGCUGAACUAAAGAGAGGCUCAUUCCCAAAACCUGCUCCCAAACCCAGUCCUCUUUGAUUCCUGAACGAGUGUGUCUGUAUGUGCGUGUAUGUGUGAGUUUGUACUUGACUAUUGGUGUCUUUUGAGCUUUAGGGUUUUUUAUUGUUUUUGUAAAGAAUAACUAUUUAUGUGUUCAUAUAUUUUUAUAUAUACAUAUAUAUACAUAUAUAUGUGUAUAUAUAUGCAUAUAUAUAUAGGCUGAUGUCUGCUGUGCUGUUCAUAUGAGUAAUCAGUAUUGCAUGCAUCUGUAGCUAUAGAAGAGUGUUAAAUGAAUAUUAAUGAGAUGCCCAGUUUUGGCUCCCUCCCCAGCCCCCUCCGCUGCUUGCACUACUUCCUGGCUGGGCCCUGAACCCCAGAAGCAUGAGUGAGAGAACGGCACUUGGGGCCACCAUGGAGACCAUGACCCUGGAGGAGCCCGGGGGUGAACAAGCCUCUCCCCGGGCCCCAGGGCCCCUCCGCUGUGGCCCCUGUGCGGUGUGGCCCCGCCAGCAGACCUGGCUUUGUGUUGUGCCCCUACUGAUGGGAUUUGUGGGCCUAGGCCUCAGCCUGAUGCUUCUAAAAUGGAUUGUGGUGGGCUCAGUGCAGGAUUACGUCCCAACUGACCUGGUGGAUGCCAAUCGCAUUGGACAAGACCCCAUUUUUCUAUCUAAACCUAGUGCCCUGCCCAAGGGUUCUGAUGGCUCCACGUCUACCACUUCCGCCCCGUCCUCAGUGGCCCCGGGUUCAGUGACCCGAGCAGCUGAGGGUACAGGUACAGUGCUAAGGACUCAAAUUGGGCAGUCCUCAAACCAGACGGCCAGUAGCAGUAGCAGCAGUGGAGGAGGUGGUGGAGCCUUAGGGGGAGGCUCAGAAAACAUAGCUCCACACCUGCAUAACAGAGUGGGAACGCGAUUGACCAACACCACCACUGCCACCCGAGCCACCAAUCCUGCCCCACCGGGAGGAAAAGAGGUGACACCACGCAACACCACUGUUCGUAAAUCCAACGGGGAGGGUGGGAACCGAAAUGCAUCUCCUUCUGCACGGGCUGGGCCACCAAGUGCAAGUACGGCGACCAAUACGAUUAUGACGAGCACAACCACCACCCAAACAGCCCAACCGACCUCCACCCUCGCAUCCCCGUCCAAGCCUGGUCAACGCUGGAACCAUGGGCGCUCCACUAAGGGCACCUCAACGAAGCCUACUCGCCCACACCAUCGCUUCAGGACGCUUGCCCCCACAACCUCCACUGUACGUUCGGAGUUCUUCAAGCCAUGCCAGGACAGUCAGGAGAUGGCCUUCUGUUUGAAUGAGGGAGAGUGCUUCAUCAUCGAAACAGUGGCAGGUGUACACAGACACUGCAGGUGA